AUGGCUUCAGCACAGAGGCAGCCAAAGUGGGCCCAGUCGGGCGCUGCCUCUACUGCUGCGCAGUAUGUCGAGGCUUGUGUUCGCUGUGGAAGCAAGGCGAGCUGGCAGACGGCCGCUGGCAUUGCCAAGCAUGGGGUCUUCGCGCUGGACUUCGGGGCUUGCUCCCACCCGGCUUUUGCAGCCGCCUGCACUUUCCUCCGGGAGGCUCCUCGAGGAAUCUGUGAAAUUCAAUUCCUGGACUCAACGAGACCGCUGAGCAGAAUGAUGUUCUUCCGCACCUUGGCACGAGCUGGAAGCCAGCAAAAGGGCUACCGGGCCUGCUCCAAGCCGAAGCUGGCGCGGCUGCGCCUGUUGGCCAGCGCGCUUGCCGUCUUCCUCGCCGCGCGAGGAUCUCGUCUGGAAGUCCUGGACUUGUCAAGCUUGCAGCUAGGCAUGGACCCAGUUUCUUGCUUGAGUCCUCUUUCGGCAGCACUUUUCCACCACCGCGGGAUGGAGCUGCAGUGGCUGAACCUAUCGGGAUGCCACCUGAGCAAUCGCGGCUUCGCUUUGCUUCUGCCCGUCUUGGUGAGUGCCAAGCUGCCAAAGCUCCAAGCACUCCUCGUC
This is a messenger RNA of Symbiodinium necroappetens, 603 nucleotides long. The record is from the annotation of a GenBank genome assembly. NCBI's taxonomy places the organism in Eukaryota, Dinophyceae, Suessiales, Symbiodiniaceae.